This is a messenger RNA of Drosophila virilis, 991 nucleotides long. NCBI's taxonomy places the organism in Eukaryota, Metazoa, Arthropoda, Insecta, Diptera, Drosophilidae. The record is from RefSeq and is a predicted model, not a curated record.
CUAUGCAAAGCGAACCACAAAACGAUAACGUCAAACAAUCGGAACUUCUAACUCAUGAACAAAAUAAACAGCUGUAACAACUAUGAACAUGUAAACAACAAAGAUCGGGCCCCGGUUCCGGACCCAGCGUACCCACCCUACCAUGAGACGAUCACCUACACUCGUCUCCCUCAUUUUGCCAUUAGAUGGCCAUCAGCCUGUGCCGGCUGUUAUGCCAACUCUUCCCAUCAAAGAAAAUUUAGCCGGACAUUUCUCUCUUCAGAUACGGCAUAUAAUUGGUUGCAUUUCUUAUCGUUAUUAUCAUUUAAUCUUAUUUCUUAUUCCCCUGCGGGUUAUCUUCAAGCUGUUAUUUAUAAUUUCGUACUCGCGAACAUUUCUGGCAAUUUAAACCAGAAUACAUUUUUUUUGUUGGCGACCUUCAUACAAUACCUGAGACCAAACAAAAACGGGCAGAAGUUAUUGCCAGUCAACAAAGGAAAGAAAAAUAAGGGGAGAAAUAUAAACACAGACGCAAUAAUCUUUGGACCCUUUCCUUCCCGGCUCGUACUUUCGGAAAUUUACUUAAUUUAAACUAGUCGUGACUAUUUUUAUGUAUUUAAUAACAAAAAAAAAAAAAGGCGGUUCUCUUUCAGAACAAUGGGAAGUCCGCGUCUGACUCUGCCUCUUCGGCGUAUGAGACCCGUCCGUGAUGGCUCGUCUCUCCAUCGUGUGAUUUACGCCGACACUUGGCCGCGCUUUGAAAAUCCGGCCCGAGAAUACCUGGCUUGAUCUGGCCAGCGUGGAAUUCAAACGUGGUGUGCCACCGAAUGGCUGCGGCUGCUCUAAUAGAGUAUCGCUUUUAUAGUGGUUUUAAAUAAUGACAGUGUGUUCCUGGUGUAUUAUUGUUUCGUGUAUUAUCGCUCUUGUGCACUAUUAAUUUUGCAAUAAGUUAGCAGAUAAGGAAUUAUCUUGCCAAUUAAAUAAUAAAGAAAGCCCGUCAUGAACAAAUGUA